UCAAUACAAAGUUUGCCAAGUUUGUUUAUCAAUAAUAAUAAUUUAAUAAUAUUAUUUAGUGUUAUAUAUUUAUAAACAACAUAUGUAAUUGACAGUUACAGCAAAAAACAUGUCAAUUAAAUUAAGGAUUUGUGUUGUAAGAAAUUUUUUAAAACAACAACAAAUAAUUAUAAAAAAUAUCAAAAGAUAUCAAAGUUCAAUUGAUAGAAGUAAAAAACUUCAUCCAGAUAUAAUAUUAAAUGAAAAAACAAGAAAUGAAUUUAUUGAAAGAUUAAAAAAUUUUAAAUCAAUAAAAACAAUAACAAAUAAUGAGCCAAAAAUAGCUGCUGUAUUAGUGCCAUUAUGUAUUUACAAAGGUGAAUUGGGCUUAUUAUAUACACUUAGAUCAAAAAAAUUGAGUUUAAAUGGAGGACAAGUAUCAUUUCCAGGUGGUAUGAGAGAUAAUAAUGAUAAAAAUAUUGAAGAAACAGCAUUACGAGAAACAUGGGAAGAAUUAAAUAUUCCAAUGAAUAAUAUUGAUAUUUGGACAAAGGGUAAUUCAAUAUGUAGAAAACAUGUUAUAGUAACACCUGUUUUUGGUUUUAUUGGUAAUAUUGAACCUGAUAAAUUAAAUAUUAAUCAAGAAGAAGUUGAUGAAGCAUUUGUUGUCAGUCUUGAUAGACUAUGUAAUGAUAAAUAUAUGGGUUUUACUCUGUAUGGUGAUAAUCAAUAUAAAUUACCAACUUUUGAAGGACAUAAACAUCAUAUUUGGGGACUAACUGCUAUUAUAACACACAUUAUUAUGACUGCACUUGUACCUGAUGUUUAUAAACAUAAAAUACAAUUUUUAUCAAAUAAUGAAAAUUCAAUUAAACCAUCAUGAAAUAAGUAUAAUAUUUUUAUUAUUAAUUUUGUUAAUUAUCAUUUUUGCAUAAGCUACAUCAAAAUGUAAUAUAUAUUUUUUAUUAUAAAGAGAAUCCAGUUUAUAUAUUAUUUAAGUACCUCAGUGAGGAUGAUGUUCACUUUUGUUUUUCAACUGUAUAUUUAUUAUUUUUUUUUUUUUUACUACUGCAAUAUGACUUUUAAGGGCUUCUGCCUGAUACCGGUUUUAUGAAGAAGUUGCCAAUAAAUAAUUAUGCAUGUCUUGAAUAAUGCUGAAGUUAUUUAUUUAAAAAAUAUAUAAGUUAAAAUUUUUAUUAAUACAUUUAUAUAUUUUACAGGCCUAUUAAUUGUAAAACAAUUAUUUUUUCUAUUGAUCUUUUGAGUAAAUAUUUAAGCUAUUUUAUUUUCUUUUCUUAACAUUUCAAAGCAAAUUUUAAACCUUCUAGGAAAUAUUCACUUGUAUAUCUUUUUUUUACCUGUAUUAUCUACCAUUCUUCAAUUCUUCUUCAUUCGUUCCACUAGCUAAAUCAAAUCUAGUUGCCAAACUAUCAUGUGUUGGUGCUACACACUGUUAAACGUUUGAAGAAUUAUUAUUAUAU
Molecule: messenger RNA, 1460 nt
Organism: Aphidius gifuensis
Lineage: Eukaryota; Metazoa; Arthropoda; Insecta; Hymenoptera; Braconidae
Product: nucleoside diphosphate-linked moiety X motif 8
Exons: 2
Coding region: 110-862 (250 amino acids)
Molecular function (GO): coenzyme A diphosphatase activity
Source: RefSeq, a predicted model, not a curated record